CCCUCCUCUCCCCUCCCCUCUGACCCCUCCCCUCCCCUCUCUCCCUGCUCUUAACACACGCACGUUCACACCGCGCCUGCCUGAGCCAGGAAUGGAUAACGGCUGCCUCCAAACAUGGCACUGCGACAUUAUACCCUCGACUUCAGCCUCUCGUCGGCAGUUGACUCUGCAUCAACAGUCCCCAGCCUGCUGUCCAUAUUUCAUGAGCAGGAAAUGACAGAGAUCGUACAUGACACAGACGGGCGCGGAUAUCUCGCCACCUUUGUAGGAAAGAACGGCAGGCUUGUUAUUCUGCGGGUGCAUGCCCACGGGUUGCUCACGAUUGACCUGCAGUGUUACGAUGGAGAUAACAUUGCUCAACUAGACAAUCUUUUAAAUACACUGGAGAAGAAACUUAAAGUCCUCUUGCAUGGCAAAAUUACACGCAUAAAAAGGCUACCGCCGCUCAUCCGAGGAGCCAAAGUGGACAGGUACUGGCCCACCACUGACGGGAGACUGACUGAGUAUGACAUAGACCGCGUGUUAUACGACGAAGAAUCUGCUUACCAAAAUAUCCAAAUAUUGCACUCACAGCAGUUUGGGAACAUGCUGGUCCUCAAUGGAGAUAUCAACCUGGCCGACAGCGACCUGCCCUACACUGAAGCCAUCAUGGGCAGUGGCAAGGAGGACUAUGCUGGCAAGGAAGUGCUGAUUUUAGGAGGAGGAGAUGGAGGCAUCCUGGCUCAGGCUGUCAAACAAAAACCAAAGAUGAUCACCAUGGUGGAGAUUGAUCAGAAGGUGAUUGACGGCUGCAAAACAUACAUGAGAAAGACGUGUGGCAAUGUGCUGGACAACCUGAAGGGAGACUGUUACCAAAUUCUAGUAGAGGACUGUGUGCCUGUGCUGAAGAAGUACGUCCUGGAGGGAAGAACCUUUGACUACAUCAUUAACGACCUGACUGCAGUCCCAAUAUCUACAGAGCCAGAAGAAGACUCCAUGUGGGAGUUCCUGCGUCUUAUUUUGGAUCUGUCAAUAAAAGUCCUGCAUCCAAAGGGGAAAUAUUUCACACAGGGCAACAGUUCAAAUAUGACUGAGGCGCUGAGUCUGUACGAGGAGCAGCUGGGAAGACUCUCGUGUCCUGUGGACUUCUCCAAAAAAGUGGUUUGCGUUCCCUCCUACAUGGAGCUCUGGGUUUUCUACACCGUGUGGAAGAAGUAAAUUUUCUCACAGAUUUUUUUUUUUUUUCCUUUUUUCUCCAGCUGCUGGAAUGUGAAUAGGCCUUUUUUUCAGUCACAGCCCUCAAGGUGUGUUCAGACUGAACAUGACCUCAGAAUAACUACUUUAAAGAUAAAACAUGACACAACUCUUUUGUAUGAUUAUGGUCAGUCACCUUGACAAACAAAGUGGCAGUCUGUCAGCUCUGACCACAUCUGGAGGAAUACUUUUAUUUUUCCCUCUCUUUGUCUGCCUUUGUUUCAUUUGUGUUUGUAAAAGGCUGGUUAUCAUGAUGGUGGUUGCACUUUUCAUUUGUGAGCACAUACACUGUUUGUGUGACGUUACUGAUUCGAAGUUAGCGCAAAAAUUGUGUAAUUUCUCCUCACAACAGAAUUCUUUGUUAGCUGUUUUUGCUGCAGAUUUUCUGAUUAUAUUGUUUUCCAGCUGUGCAUUCAAAUGUCCAAAAGAUGUUUUAAAAGGGAAACGAUUCCACCAGUUAAUUCCCCCCUUGUGCUAUUUUUAUGUCAUGUUUUAUUAUUAGUAACAUCGGCUUUUCUCCUGAUCAUGCGUUCCACUCACGCAUGUGAAGGACACUGAAUGUAGCUCACGCAGCACGUUUACAAGCAACCCUGUGGGACUCGGUUACAUGUACUGGUAUUUAUUCCCUUUAAGUUCCACAAAAAUUAUAUUGUCCAACUUUUUUUUGUCUUUUUUUUUUUGUGACAAUUAGUAAUUAAAUUGGUUUUGUGUAAUGGAUUUUUUUUGUGGGAGAGGGGAAGAAAUGUUGGAAGAAAUAUAAAAGAUAAACCUUUGCACGUUCUAAAGAAGCAUCAUAAAGACCAAUUAUGACAUGAAUGCCUCAAGGAUUAAAAAGUAGCAACGAUGGGAAAUGCUUGCAUUGGCUUUCUUGAUGUAAUUAAAGAACAGGAAGUCCAUUUACUGCAUGUGUUUAUUUACAUGGAAUUGUAUCCAAAGUACAAAAUAAAACUUAUUUGUAUCAUUCA
Molecule: messenger RNA, 2198 nt
Organism: Nerophis ophidion (straightnose pipefish)
Lineage: Eukaryota; Metazoa; Chordata; Actinopteri; Syngnathiformes; Syngnathidae
Gene: sms
Product: spermine synthase
Exons: 11
Coding region: 115-1197 (360 amino acids)
Biological process (GO): spermine biosynthetic process
Molecular function (GO): spermine synthase activity
Source: RefSeq, a predicted model, not a curated record